This is a messenger RNA of Mytilus californianus (California mussel), 2627 nucleotides long. RefSeq names its product zinc finger protein 239-like. Gene Ontology annotation, molecular function: DNA-binding transcription factor activity; RNA polymerase II cis-regulatory region sequence-specific DNA binding. Gene Ontology annotation, biological process: regulation of transcription by RNA polymerase II. NCBI's taxonomy places the organism in Eukaryota, Metazoa, Mollusca, Bivalvia, Mytilida, Mytilidae. The record is from RefSeq and is a predicted model, not a curated record. The transcript is spliced from 2 exons. Bases 195 to 1223 code for a protein of 342 amino acids.
CUGAAUGAUGAGAAGAUGAUGAUUUAUCUUAUAAAUAACAAACUGAAGUGAUAAAUAUAUGGGUAGACUAAAUACUGUUUAUAACGUGAAAACUAUGAAGAAGCUUUUAUUUACAUCCAGACUGAAAUUUGUCAUGUUUAAGACAAGUUAGUUGUACAAGAACUCACACACUGAAGAUUAACAUUAUCAAUCAGAUGUUAGAGGGAGGAGAGGAUUUAGUCACUGUCAAUUGUACUUUACAGAGACACAUCAACACACAUAUUGAUAAUAUACUUCAUAAAUGUGAUGUUGGUGUUGGUGUUGGAGAAUUUAGUCAAAGUAGUGACUUAAAGAGACAUGAGAGAACAUAUACAAGUGAAAAACAUCAUAAAUGUGGUGUUUGUGCUAGAGAAUUUAGUCAAAUUAGUCACUUAAAGAGACACAUGAGAACACAUACUGGUGAAAAACGUCAUACAUGUGAUGUUUGUGCUAGUGAAUUUUCUCGAAGUGGUGACUUAAGGAGACACAUGAGAACACAUACUGGUGAAAAACGUCAUAAAUGUGAUGUUUGUGCUAGUGAAUUCUUUCGCAGUGAUGCCCUAAAGGCACACAUGACUACACAUAGAGAUAAACCUCAUGCCUGUGAUUUAUGUGGAAAAGGGUUUAGUGAGCUUGGAAGAUUACAAAUUCACAUGAGAACACAUACAUGUACUGGAAAUAAACCUCAUGUCUGUGAUGUAUGUGGUAAAGGGUUUAGUCAGCAUGGUAGUUUACAAAUUCACAUGAGAACACAUACAGGUGAUAAACCUUAUGACUGUGGUGUAUGUGGUAAAUGGUUUAGUCAGCUUGGCAAUUUACAUAUUCACACGAGAAUACACACAGGUGAUAAACCUCAUGAGUGUGAUUUAUGUGGUAAAAGUUUUAUUCAGCAUAGUAGUUUACAAAUUCACAUGAGAAUACAUCCAGGUGAUAAACCUCAUGACUGUUAUGUAUGUGGUAAACGGUUUAGUCAGCAUUGUGUUUUACAGAUUCACAUGAGAACACAUACAGUUGAUAAACCACAUGACUGUGAUCUAUGUGGGAAAGGAUUUCGUCAGCUUAGUAUUUUACAGAGACAUAUGAGAACACAUACAGGUUUUAAACCUCAUGAAUGUGAUGUUUGUGGGAAAGGGUUUAGUGAUCUUAGUAAUUUCAACAGACAUAUGAAAAUACAUACAGGUAAAACAUGUAAACCUCACAUUUGAGAUGGCAAAGGGUUUAGUCAAUUUAAUAGUUAAAAAGAAAGUAUGAGCAUACGGCCAUACCUACCAUGCAAUUUACUUGAUGACAGUGGUGUAUAUAUGGAAGAGUUUGGUCAGCAUUGUAAUUUAUAUUGACAUGAGAACACAUACAUGUUAUUAACUUCAUGAGUGUGGUGUAUGUUGUAAAGGGUUUAGCUAGCUUAGUAAUCAUGGUAACACAAAUUAAUUAGUAAUUCAAAGAAACACAUGAAAACACAAAUAGGCGAUAAAAAUCAUCACUGAUGAUGUACAUGUAUGUGGUAAACAAUGAUAAAGGUUUCAGUCGACUUUGUGGUUUACAGAGACACACGAGAACACAUACAGGCGAUAAACCUCAAGACUGUGAUGUAUGUGGGAAUGGGUUAAGUCGUCUUAUUUAUUUAAAGAGGCAUAUGAAAUUACAUACAGGCAAAACAUGUAAACCUCACAUUCAUGACAUUUGUCAGUUUGUGAUGUACCAAACAAAUGUAUGCAAAUACAUACAGGCAAAUUACCUUAUGACUGUAAUGUAUGUGGUACAGGGUUUUGUUAGCAAUGUUAUUUACAUAUUGACAUGAAAACACAUUAAUCUCAUGACUGUUGUGUAUGUGGUAAAGGGUUUAGAUAGCUUAGAAAUGUCAAGAGACACAUGAGAUAACACACAGGUGAUUAAUCUCUUGACUGUAUGUGGUAAAGGUUUUAAUCAGCAUGUUGACUCAAAGAGACACAUUUGAAUACAUACAUGUAAUGGGAAUAAAACUCUAAAAUGAGAUGUUUGAGGUUUGGGGUUCAAAAUGAGUGAUAAUCUUCAUACUAAAAUCAUGAGAACACAUACAUACGUGAUAUCAUGGAUAAUUUACAAAAACAAAUGAGAACACAUACUAAUGAUAAUUUACAGACACAUCAUGUUAUGAGAACUCAUACUAUUGAUAAAUUACGUAGACACAUGAGAAAUCAUAUCAGUGAUAUCUUACAUAGACAUAUGAGAACACAUAUUAGUUAUAAUUUACAGACACAAGAGAACACAUACUAGUGAUAAUUUACAUAGACACAUGAGAACACAUAUUAGCAUGAUUAGUAAGUAAUUGAUAAAUGUCAUUCAUCUAGAAUACUUGACUGUAAAUAAACUAUGUGUAAAUAUCUGUUUUUGAUUGUAUUGUGAUGUUUGUGUGGUCUCAGGGAAGAUAAGUUUUAUGUAACUAACUAUAAUUGUUUAGUUACUCUCUUUAAAUAAAGAAUUUAUACUAUUAUUAUUAUAAUUUUUAUUAUUCAUGAUUGUAUGAAAGUUCGUCCGGGUAUUUUACUAUGUUAUAGCAUUAAUUGAUUGAUGGAUUUUAAGUAUUUUUCGUGGUUCAGUGACUGCUUGAAAAAUAAAACGUUUUUUGUAAU